CCUUUUUUUUUUUUUUUUUUUUUUUUCAAUGCUGGUCACGUCAUGCUUAAGAGCAUGGCGAGAUUUUUGUAGGAGCCAUAACCAGUGUGUUAGCUCAGGCUGGAUCAAGAUAUUUGCGGAAGGGACUCAACUCAUAGUAAUUCCCGGUGAUAGGAGCUAUGGUUCCGAGUUCUACCCCAAGCCUACUAUUUUUCGUCCUUCAGCUGCUGAAAUAAACCUUCAUAAGGCUGGAACACAUCUUUGUCUUCUUGAGAAAUUUUUCCCUGAUGUUAUCAAGGUAUACUGGAAGGAAAAAGACGGCGAUACAAUUCUGGAAUCUCAGCAGGGAAAUACCAUGAAGGUUGGCGACAGCUACAUGAAAUUCAGCUGGCUGACCGUGAGUGAAGAGUCAAUGCAUAAAGAACACAGAUGUAUAGUCAAACAUGAGCAUAAUAAGGUGGAUCAAGAGAUUCUUUUUCCUGCAAUAAAGAAAGAAGCUGCUGUUAUUAAUCAUAAAAUAGAAGUUAAUCUGGAAGACAAAAGUGAAGCUGCUGUUAUUAAUCAUAAAAUAGAAGUUAAUCUGGAAGACAAAAGUGAUAUAUUUCAGCUGCAGCUCAUCAAUACCUCUGCCUUCUACACCUACCUCCUCCUCCUCCUCAAGAGCCUGGUCUACUUGGCAGUCAUUUCCGUCUGCCUGGUUAGGAGAACAGCAGUCUGUGACCAUGGCAAGAGUUCCUAACAGAUGAUGGUACAAAAGGAUCAAUUUUUCUCUUCUUUUUUUUGUCUCUGAACCUGUCUGCUGAGGACCUAGUUGGACUUUCCGUGUUUAGAUGAUUUCAGUUCACAUGUGCAUUUUUUCUAUGAUGUCAUUUUUGCAUAAUGAUUUUCAAACCACUGGGCAAAAGAAAACUUCACUGUGUAACAUAACAAAUUCUGCCAUUACUCAGGGGCAGGGCCAAAGGGCACCCUUUAGCACCAUCUUCCCAUAAUCCCCGUCAGCUCCUCUAGCUACGCCUAAUCAUCACGCCUUCUGAGUACAGACAGCACGCAGCCUCUAGUCACACUUCUUAGAGCUUUUGCACCAAACAACUGCUCUGAACGUUCCAUUUUACGCACCCAGAAGACUCCAAAUCUGCUACUUGAAUUCUGUAUUUUGUUUUUCAUAAGACAAUAAAAAAA
This is a messenger RNA of Pipistrellus kuhlii (Kuhl's pipistrelle), 1158 nucleotides long. RefSeq names its product T-cell receptor gamma chain C region DFL12. Bases 29 to 718 code for a protein of 229 amino acids. The transcript is spliced from 5 exons. NCBI's taxonomy places the organism in Eukaryota, Metazoa, Chordata, Mammalia, Chiroptera, Vespertilionidae. The record is from RefSeq and is a predicted model, not a curated record.